Leguminivora glycinivorella is the source of this 1728-nucleotide messenger RNA. RefSeq names its product outer mitochondrial transmembrane helix translocase (gene nmd). Gene Ontology annotation, molecular function: ATP binding; ATP hydrolysis activity. Gene Ontology annotation, cellular component: mitochondrial outer membrane. The record is from RefSeq and is a predicted model, not a curated record. The transcript has 9 exons. Lineage: Eukaryota; Metazoa; Arthropoda; Insecta; Lepidoptera; Tortricidae. The coding region runs from base 163 to 1314 and encodes 383 amino acids.
UUCGUGUCUAGUUUGUCUAUCACUCAAAAAUCACAAAAAGCGUGAUUUGAAGGAAUUUUUGUGAACAAAAUAAAAUAUUUAUUCGUGAAACUCGAAUAGCACCGCCAAUAGGGCACCAGCUCCGUAUUUUUUCAGUUUUAUAGUGUUGAAUAUUCAAAAGGCAUGAUGGUGGAAGGCUCUGCAUUUACCCGAACCGAUGUGUUCCAAAUGGCAAUACGAGUCUGUUUCGUGUCUGCCGUCACUUAUUUCUCCAUCAAAUGGCUGGUCAACCAGAUAGACCCCACGUCCAAGAGUCGGAAGAAAGCUGAGGAGCGUGCCAGGGAACAGUUACGCAAGGUGUCUUCCAGAGCGGGGCUCGGCAGCAAGCACACGCUUCAGCUGGACAAGCUCUCCGACCAUGAGAUGAUCAUCGCCUCGCAGCUGGUUGUGCCCGAUGAAAUCAAUGUAAACUGGAAGGACAUUGCCGGCCUAGACGCCCUGAUUCAAGAGCUCCGAGAAACUGUGAUCCUGCCCAUUCAGAAGAGAGAUCUAUUUGCUGACAGCCGCCUCACGCAGCCUCCUAAAGGAGUCCUACUGCAUGGGCCGCCAGGAUGCGGCAAGACCCUGAUAGCCAAAGCCACAGCUAAAGAGGCCAACAUGAGCUUCAUCAACCUUGACGUUUCCCUGCUAACCGACAAAUGGUAUGGGGAGACCCAGAAAUUGGCCGCUGCAGUCUUCAGCCUUGCUGUCAAGUUGCAGCCUUGCAUCGUCUUUAUAGAUGAAAUCGAGUCGUUCCUGCGCACUCGUACGCAGCACGACCACGAAGCGACGGCCAUGAUGAAAACCCAGUUCAUGUCGCUCUGGGACGGACUUAUCACUGACAACAACUGCACUGUCAUUAUCAUGGGGGCUACCAACCGACCACAGGACUUAGACAAGGCCAUACAACGUCGCAUGCCAGCGGCGUUCCACGUGCCAAUGCCAAAUGAAUCUCAGCGGGAGACAAUCCUCAAGUUGAUCCUGCGAGAUGAACCUGUGGCGCCCUCUAUCGACUUCCGCCGCUUAGCCGCAGCGACUGAAGGAUUCUCCGGCUCAGAUCUCCACGAGCUGUGUCGCCAAGCUGCCGUCUACCGCGUCCGGGACUUAGCCAGAGAGGAGAUGGCUAGAGAUGAAUCUGAGAAAUCCAGCAAAGGCGAGGAAGAAUCGGACUCGGAGUACCACGACGCGAUCCGCCCGAUCACUAUGGAGGACCUGCGGUUGUCCCUCACCAAGCUCAAAGAGGCCAAGAUCCAGUGUGGGGCGCUGCCCCCUAGUAUGCGGAUAGAGCUAGACUAGAACUUAUAUCGUACUGUUCUAUGCUGGCUGCUGUCAACUGUCAAUAUUAGAUUAGACGUAGAGGCUUCUAACUGUGAAGUUACCUUGACGGAGUUUUGUUAACAGGUAUUUAUGUAGUUAUACUAAUAUCGUGAAGCCAUAUUAAUGGUAGCGUCUUCAUGUAAAGAGAAUCGAAUUUAUAUCACAUAUCGCUGUGGAUAAAACUAUCUCGUUCUGCAGGCGUAUUAUGCUUCCAAUUUUAUCACUUAUCCACGUGGAUAAAGUAUCCAUCACGCUUUGGCAUGGCAGUGUGAGAGUGACGGUCUCAGUCGGUAGUGACCCUGCCUGCUAAGACGCGGCCCUGGGUUCGAAUCCCGGUAAGGGCAUUUAUUUGUGUAAUGAGCACAGAUAUUUGUUCCUGACUGAUGGAUGUUU